This is a messenger RNA of Paramecium sonneborni, 338 nucleotides long. The record is from the annotation of a GenBank genome assembly. NCBI's taxonomy places the organism in Eukaryota, Ciliophora, Oligohymenophorea, Peniculida, Parameciidae.
AUUAAAUAAUGGGAAACGAUAUGCAAAGAGUGUAAUAAUUAGGGGAUAGUAUAAGAUAAUUGAGAGAAGAUAUGGAUGCAUUAUCAAAAAUUGCCCCUUAAGUUGAAAAGAUGAUUGCUUUAUCAAGUACUUUAGAGUCAACAACUAAAAAUGUAAAUUUAUUUCAUUAUUAUUAGAUUAACGAAAAUAUGUCUAAAGUAAGUAAGACUGUUUCAGAAGUAGAUGAGAAAGCAAAAAAAGCUAAAGAAUUAAUAGAUAAAAUUCCUGGAGGUAAUUAAAUAAAGUCAUUCUUUUGAGAAUUUUACACAUUUUAUUUAAUUCAAUAAUUUAGAUUAUGU